CUUUCUCUUUUUCUCUUUUCCUCCCUUUCAAAUGUGUUUUUUUCUUUUCUCUUUUUCCAUUGACCUGUCAAUAAUUGGCUUUUCUGAUUAAUUUCCUGUUUAUUUUAUUUCACUUCUUCUCUAAUAGUGAUUAUUAUUAAUUCUAUAAACUGAUUCCCGAUGUUUCAAUUAAUGGUUCUUCCUUUUUAAAACUAAAGAGCUUCUACUUGGUUACCCAUCUACAGUUUUCCAUUAUUUUGUCACUUUAUUUUCCCUCGCCCAUUUUGUGUUAAGUGCUGCUGCCAUUGGACCAGUUUUCAAAUUCUUUUUCUCUUUCUUUUUCCUUUCUCUUCUCUUUCUCUCUUUAUCCAACCUCUGAUGGAACAUUUUUAUUUGGUUUGCAUUUCGAUUAAUUGAUUUCACUGGUUUUCCCGUUCGAGACUUGGUAUCUUGAUUUUUUUCCCUGGCAUUUCGAGUUCUCCAAACUUGAGUGUUUACUGUUUUCUCUUUCCUUCUCUUUUUUUCCUUCUAAUUCUGCACUUAACUGUGUUUAUAUUUCUAGUUUGGUAUUUUUAGGUCAUCUUUAAAUUACUUCAUACCCACCCACUUUCAGCCAUUUUAUCUUGCCUUCUCUCUCUUCUCUUCUAUUUCUCUAUCUUUUUCUAUCUCUCUCUCUCUCUCUUUCCUGUCUUCCUUCCUUUCUAUUUUUCUGUUUAUCUUUCAAACUCUCCAUCUUUUUCUAGCAACAACUUCUCUCUACUCUUUCUGUCUUUUUCUUUUUCUCUUUCUAUCUCUCUCUCUCUCUCUCUCUCAUCUUGAUGCUUCUAUUUUUCCCUCUAUUCUUUUCUCCUUUAUUUUCCACCAUUAUUUUUUUAGUGUCUUUUUCUUGUGUUCAAAUUUAUGUAAUAUUUUGACAAUUAUCUUUUUCUUGGUGGAAAUGGUGAAUUUACUUGCAUUACUCUGGCUCGUCAAAGAGGCUGUGAAAUGUAAAUAACCAAUUCUAAUUACUCAUAUCACAGCCAGCUUUGAUGAUUUUGGUAAAAUGCAAUUCUCAUCAUCACCAUUUCCUCCUAAAUCUUGAUUCUAUCCAUCCAACAAAUCUCAUAUUUCAAAGGAUCACAUUGUUUACUUUUUUUCUCAUUGUGCAGUUGAUCAAUUUUCUUUCAAUUGAUAUUUUAUCUUCUCUAAAGCUCAUUGACCUGUUUACCUUUUUUUAGUCUUGACUUUAAACAUUUUGAUUAGUUGUAACUUUCUCUCUCUCUCUCUCUCUCUCUCUAUGUUUCUCUGUUGGAUAAUAUUUCUUAAUUCACUGUCAGGGUUAUCGAUUAACCUUUACAACACUUUGUAUCAACUGAAAAUUUUACCAAUGGAAAUCCAACUGAUCCAGUGAACUGUAAUUCUGUUGAUCUACAAUAUCAAUAUUCUCGAUAGGAGGUUAGUUUUUUUCUUCCCUCUCCAUUGAGAUAAAAUGAGCUGUUACAAUGAGAAGAUGAUGGUCAAUCGCCUCAAGAUUUACUGUCAAUGGAUUUUGUUCAAGUGAAUAAUUUUUUAAUCGCGAUCAUUGUUAUCAUGGUAUUGAUGUUAAUCACUGGAUUAGACGGAUCAUCGAAAGGAUGCCAUUUAAGGCCAGUUGUUCAUGUACUAAAUCGCCCUGGGUGUUUAUCUAAACCCAUUCCAUCAUUUGCUUGUCAUGGUUCUUGUUCAUCUUAUGUUCAGAUCUCGGGCUCUAAAUUUUGGCAAGUUGAAAGGUCGUGUAUGUGUUGCCAAGAAAUGGGUGAAAGAGAGGCAACAAUUGGUAUUUUUUGUCCAAAAGAAACACCCAAAAUUAGAAAGAUUAUUACCAAAGCUCCUGUUGAUUGUAUGUGUAGACCUUGUACUGGUAUUGAUGGAUCAACAAUCAAGCCUCAAGAAUUGAUUAAUUUGACCGAAGAAUUGAAAAAUAUCGAGUAACAUUUAUCACUACAAUCAACUCUUGCCGCAAGAUUUAAUCAUAUCCUAAUUGGAAUAAUAAUACACAAAUGAUCGGUGAUAAUUUGAUGGAUUAAGUUGAAAGAUUAUUAAUUGCUCCAGCUAUUUGUGUUGAUUUGUAUUCUAAUUUGUCUAAUUGAUACAAUUUUCUUACAAUUAAUCAUCUUUUUUUUGUCAAGUCGAUUUGUUGUUUACAAUCAAACAAAAUUUUUGAUCAACUGAUAUCUUCAAUUGGGUAUGUUGAUCAUGGACAAACUGAUUCAAUCUAACGAAACAUAAUCACGAUUUAUAAAUCAAAUCAAAUCAUUAAAUCAUAUUGUUGAUUUUCUCAA
This is a messenger RNA of Panonychus citri (citrus red mite), 2279 nucleotides long. Its product is annotated as bursicon-like. The record is from RefSeq and is a predicted model, not a curated record. Lineage: Eukaryota; Metazoa; Arthropoda; Arachnida; Trombidiformes; Tetranychidae. Gene Ontology annotation, biological process: animal organ morphogenesis. The transcript has 4 exons. Gene Ontology annotation, molecular function: receptor ligand activity; BMP binding. Bases 1501 to 1929 code for a protein of 142 amino acids.